AUGGCUCCCAGGUUUUUGGCUGAGCCCUGGAAAGGUGUAGUUUCUAACAGAGCCACCCCAGCCGGGGUAGGCGGUGAGGCGGCCCACCUGUGCCCAGGCCGCUGCGGCCACCUGCACAGGCUGGGGACAGUCGUUUCACUGGCCCAGCCUGGGGUCCAGCUCUCUGUGGUCACGUGGGUGCAGACCAGCUUGCGCCUGAGCCUUGAGCAUCAUCUGGGGUGCGGCCUCAUCUGUGACCUGGACACAGCAGACAGGACAGCCAAAUGCCAGGGCACCUGUCUAAAGGACCCAUCCACCAUGCCUGAAGUCAAAGACCUUUCAGAAGCUUUGCCAGAGACGUCGAUGGAUCCCAUCACAGGAGUGGGGGUGGUGGCUUCUCGGAACCGAGCCCCAACAGGCUAUGAUGUAGUUGCACAGACGGCAGAUGGUGUGGAUGCUGACCUCUGGAAAGACGGCUUAUUUAAAUCCAAGGUUACCAGAUACCUGUGUUUCACGAGAUCAUUUUCCAAAGAAAAUAGUCAUUUAGGGAACGUGUUAGUGGAUAUGAAGCUCAUUGACAUCAAGGACACUCUGCCUGUAGGCUUCAUCCCAAUUCAGGAGACGGUGGACACACAGGAGUCGGCUUUUAGAAAAAAGAGGCUGUGCAUUAAAUUUAUCCCACGGGAUUCAACUGAAGCUGCAGUUUGUGACAUUCGGAUCAUGGGCCGGACCAAGCAGGCCCCUCCUCAGUACACGUUUAUCGGGGAACUGAACAGCAUGGGGAUCUGGUAUCGAAUGGGCAAAGUACCGAGGAAUCAUGACUCAUCUCAACCCACAACGCCUUCCCAGUCAUCAGCUGCUUCCACCCCAGCCCCCAACCUCCCCAGGCACAUCUCACUAACGCUCCCUGCUACCUUCCGAGGCAGGGGCAGCACUCGGGCUGACUACGAGUACCAGCACUCCAAUCUGUACGCCGUGUCAGCAAUGGAUGGUGUGCCUUUUAUGAUUUCAGAGAAGUUUUCUUGUGUUCCAGAAAGUAUGCAGCCCUUUGAUCUCCUGGGAAUCACCAUCAAAUCUCUGGCAGAAAUUGAAAAGGAGAAAGAAAUCCAAGACCAGAGGACUUGUGACAACUCAGAGGAACAAGAGCUGAGAUAUCGGGACGGAACCGGAGGUCAGACCCGCCCGUGUCUUCCCUGUUUUCAUAAGACAGCAUGAGAGUGUGUGCGUGUCGUCUUUCAUGUGUAGACGGCGGUUAAGCAGUCACAUGCUUGCAACCGGCUCUCCUCUGAGAGGCACAUUUGUCUCAAAGAUGGAAAUGGUAGAACCAUUUCAAUAUUCUCAGUUCCUCUGGGUUUUCUCCCGUAUACCCAGCUAGCAGAAGCAGGUUGCGUUAUUGAAAGAUGGCUGAAAUCAAGGAGAAUUGAAUCAAUGUAGUACAACAAAUUUCUAAACCUGUCAUGGCAAAAACAAGACCAAAAAGUCCCCCUUUGUCUUCGAUUUUCAGUAAAU
Molecule: messenger RNA, 1488 nt
Organism: Ailuropoda melanoleuca (giant panda)
Lineage: Eukaryota; Metazoa; Chordata; Mammalia; Carnivora; Ursidae
Gene: MVB12B
Product: multivesicular body subunit 12B
Exons: 11
Coding region: 1-1194 (397 amino acids)
Biological process (GO): viral budding; virus maturation; regulation of epidermal growth factor receptor signaling pathway
Cellular component (GO): late endosome; ESCRT I complex
Source: RefSeq, a predicted model, not a curated record